AUGACAUUUCCAUUGGAACAAUCGCAUUUGUUACACAAUUUGAGGACUUCGUAUUUAUGUCUAGAUGAAGAUUCGGGGUAUUUGGCCAAGAUUAUAACAGAAAAUUAUCAGGCUUUGGAGCAACUUCAAACAGCAGCGCAACUUUUGUCGAGUUCUCCGCCAAUCACUUUUGGAAAUAUCCUGCCAUUUGCUAAUUCCUUAAGUAAUAACCAUGCAAUAAGAGUAAGAACUCUGCAUAGUGGGAAAACCAAGAGUAAACAGCGAAUAGAGAAAAAUAAAAUAGUAGAGCCAGGGUUAAAGACAGUGCCAAAGACAGUGUUAAAGACGGUGCCAAAGACAGUGCCAGAACCAAAGCUAGAGCCAGAGUCAGAGCCAAAGCUAGAGUCAGAGCCAAAGCUAGAGUCAGAGUCAGAGCCAAAGCCAAAGCCAAAGCCAGAGUCAAAGCCAGCGUCUCAAGUUUAUGAUGACACCUUGAAUGAGCUGCUAGUAGAGCCUCAAGAAAACAACACAAACGCUAAUUCAAGCUACUAUCUCGAAUCGAGCGGCGCGGGCGUGGGCGGCGGUGAGGAUUCGUCUCAGCGGAAAAAGAAAAAUGGCAUGAAUUUUGGAUUACGGUACGGCAAGGCUGGUUCGAAUGUUGUCAAUUCAAAAGAUGCAAAAUCUCCCAAGCUAAAGUCGAGAUCUAAACUACCUAUAGUAAAGCUAUUCCGGAGCGCUAGAGAGUCAAUUUCAGACUCGGAUAGUAGUAGCCGCGAUUUUGACAAUCCUAUAGGCCAUUCCACAUUCUAUUCAGGUACAGAUCACGAAAUCGAUGACCAUGAAUAUGCAGAGUCUGAAGCUACGAUAAAACGGGAAACUCAUAAUAGCAAUAAGAACAGCAAGGGGGGAAACAAAAACAAAGACGGCGCUGCUGAAGCUGCUGACACAGCAACUAUUGAUAGUGAUUUCGGUGUUCCAAUUGACUCAACAGGCCAUGUGAUAACAAGCAAUAACAAUCCAAGAAUAGACUUAAAUAUUCAAUCCGAAGUAGAUUCGCCAAAAAAUGACCAACAAGAAAUCGAUUCUGACGACGAGGAGGAGGAGGAUGAUGAUGACGACGACGACGACGACGACGACGACGAUGACGAUGACGAUGACGAUGACGAUGAGUAUGAAGAAGAUGAGGAGUAUGAGGAGUUUUCCAACGACUCAGAGUUUACAGAUCUUGAUAACGAUUCCCUUUUAGAUUCAACAAUGCUUUCAGAAACAUGCAGCUCGAGUUUUAGGAAAGCAAAUAAUCGUGAAAACAAUGCAUUGCUUGAUUUCAAUCUGAAAAGGAUGGUGCAAGAAAAACAGCCUAGCGCAAUUUGGGAUCACACUGUGCCCAAGAACCUUGAGUCCCACUUUUUAGAACGUCAAACUUCGUCAGUAGGUGACAAAUCUUUUUUGGAUAAAAAUCUUGCGAAUAUGGGAGUAUUAGGAAAAGAAUUGCACACGUUGUCUUUCAAUAAGGUGAUACCCGCCAAGCCUGAUGGCAAACGAGUCUCAAUUUUGAGCUCAGUAAUUGAUUCGAAAUUAAAAACAUCUAAUCUCAAUCCAUUGCACUACUAUUCAUUUGUUGAAGGCGUGGAUGGUGCAGAGUCUAGGUCGGCACUAAUUAAUGUGUUUUUGCCACCAAACAGAUCUCCUGUGUUAACCAAUCUUUCAAUCAAUAGUAGCGUUUCUGUAGCUGAUUGUAUUGGCUAUAUUUUGCUCAACUUAUUCAAGCUUUCAGACGUCAAGGAGCUGAAAGAUUCAUUAUACCUAAAUCCUAAGUUUUGGAGACUCGAGCUUGUGGAUGAAGAUGGUGAGAAUUAUGGGAACUUUGGAGUUUUGGAACGUGGUAGGGCGAUCGCAUCGUACAACUGUCCAUCCGAUGUGGCACUAUGCAAAGUCAACGAUAUAAAAGAAAUUGAGAAAAACGAAAGACUUUUCCCACUUCCCUUGGAAUACAGGGAGAGUUUGGAUGCUUUUGUGCGUAAAAGAAACAGUACAGCUCAAAUCACAGAAGUUAAUAACCAGAACCAAGUUGAGCUUCACAUUGGAGUAUAUGAGUACGACAAUAUAGGUAUACCAGAAAAAGUAUCUUUCAAAGUAUCAUCCUCCCUCACCAUGGGACAAGUGUUAAAAGAGUUUUGCCUGCAGCGAGGAUUGAUAACAACAAAGUAUAGGUUCAAGAUUGUGGACCCAGCCAACAAUGCAUAUAGGUUUGUUAAAGAUGUUGAGAUUUGUGGAGAAAUGCCACUGAAGGUUUUAGACUUGGUUCCAUCGGAUGUACAGUUAGAUUUGACUGCUAAUUCUUUUGAAAAUAAUAACGUCUUAUUGGCAGAGUCAGCAUCAAAUAUUAAUAUCACACCAGCAGAACUCACACUUCCAAGUAAUACUCUGCACAGAGACCAAUUGGCAAGUAAAAUGAAAACGAUAAAUUCAAAGAUGAACAAAAGUUCCCCAGUUGUGUCUCAGGUAACGGAGGGUACUUUUUUGAACAAGUCAGCGAAAUCAACCAAGGGAACCAUGACAUCUGACAAAUAUUUGGAAGAUAUACUUUCUGGAAUCAACUCACAAUUACCUACAAACAUAAAUUCAGUCUACUUUAAAUGGAAAGUGAUCAAGAUUAACAGUAAAAUGAAGAAGAUGAAAAUCAAGACAUUUAAUGAGAAGAACUUUAUAAUUGACGGUGACUAUAUUCACUUGACUCCGCCGGACUACAUUCUGUUAAAGAGUGGAUCUGAAUCCUUUGUCAAUGGCCAAGCUUCGCACUAUGCAAAUCAUAAUCACCAUAACUUAAACCACCAGUUUAAAGGUGUUAGCAAGCAACUGACCAAGACGUAUUCGUUUCACAUAACUCAAAUUGUUAAACUGAAACAGUAUACAAAAUCACCCAGUCACUUUCGUAUUAUUGUUCAAAAACAACAAUCUGACCAACAUCUCAGUUCAACAAAUACAAAGGAUGCAAUGAAAAAGUUUUACUUGGUUGCUGAGUCUCCUGAUGAAUGCUCAGAAAUAAUUAGCAAACUAAAGUGGGUUCUUCAAGUAUAUAAACUUAGUGGUGUUUUAUAG
This is a messenger RNA of Lodderomyces oxycetoniae, 3078 nucleotides long. RefSeq lists its product as uncharacterized. Gene Ontology annotation, biological process: TORC2 signaling. NCBI's taxonomy places the organism in Eukaryota, Fungi, Ascomycota, Pichiomycetes, Serinales, Debaryomycetaceae. The record is from RefSeq and is a predicted model, not a curated record. The transcript has a single exon. The coding region runs from base 1 to 3078 and encodes 1025 amino acids. Gene Ontology annotation, cellular component: cytoplasm; plasma membrane; TORC2 complex. Gene Ontology annotation, molecular function: phosphatidylinositol-4,5-bisphosphate binding.